AUGGCAAAGAAGAGCUCUGACGAUGAAGUAAUUAACGGACUUAGUACUAAAGCUAUUGAUGUCACAAAAGAAUGGGCGAAGAACCUCUGUAAGAGAGUUUCGUCUCUUCAGGAACUUACAAGGCUGAGAUUGCAAGAGCUGGAGGACUGCUGCCGUGGAGCCGAUGAAGGAGAAAUGAAGAAGGUUUAUCAACUUGUAGAGGAAGCAGAAUCAACCAAGAAUCUACUCGCUACCAUACCAAAUGACGACAAACUUAUUCAACAAGCCAUGGAAACAAAAGCGGCAGAAUUGAAAACGCUGAAGAAAGCCAAAGAGUUACUGAACGAAGCAAAAGCUAUUGCUAAAGAUCAAUCAGAGUCAUCAAAGAAAACAUUAAACGAAACACUGGCUUUGAUCAUGAGCACUCUAGAGCUUCCUAUAGAUUGGCUAAGGGAGGAUGAAGUAAAACCAGCGGUAUUGUUUCAGUAUCUGGAUAAAAUCAUUAAGCAGUGCAGCGAUGUUUUAGAAUCUGCUGACGCAUACAAAAGUGAAGUGGAAAUUGUUAGUAGGGCCAGCGCUGGGAGAGCCCUUUGUGGAAUUUAUUACUCCAAAUACGAGUCUCCAAAGCCAGCUGGAAUUCCUUUGCUUCUGGUGCCAAUGACUGUGACCUUAAACAAUCCUAACAGUGCUCAAGAAGUAAAUUACUUCAAAUUCUCUGCAAAGGGAAUAGCUAUAGACUACGUACGGGCAGUUGAGUCAACAAGCACCAACAUUGGUUUUGGUGUGGCUGGUUUCGAAGAGUUUUUCGUUGGGGAGGUGCCAAAUGAAAACAGCCAUGAGGACAACAGUCUCGUUUCUCAGUGUGAAAAACCUUCCAGCACCAGUGCAUCUGCUCUACAGUACAUUCGCAUAGCCAAAAAAGUUUUCCAAAUCGAGCCACACCAGUUUCGCCUUUCCUUGACUGCUAAGAAAAAGGCCAAGUCGAUUGUCCUGGAUAAAAACCCCAGAGCAAUGGAGUGUGAACAAUCUGCUCGCACCUUUAUGGAACGCUACGGAAGCCAUUUUCCAGCUGGGCUGCACACUCUGGGCGGCGUGUUUUUUAAUAUUGCCGAUGCCGAAAGUAAAAGCACCACAGAUAUAUUCAAGCCCACAGAUAUAUUUAAGCUGACAGAGGCUGCCGUUGCAUUUCUUGGCGGAGCACUGAGGAUUGGAGCCAGUGGUACUGAAGAGCACGCAAACAGUGAAGAAAACAUUGAAGAGACAUUUACAGCCAUCCAGAAUGAGAGGUUUUCCCAUUCUGUAAGGUCUAUAGGACCCCUAGCAACAAAUCCGGCUACUUUCCAAAAGUUACUCUCCUACAGCUCCACUUGGGCUUUGAUUGACCGUGGUCCUGUCACAAGUUAUAUACCUAUCUGAGAAUUAAUUGAAGAUCUUGGAAGUGAGUUCAGGGAAGCAGCUACAGCCCUCAAGGAAACGUGGCAUAAAGACGAAGAUGCAAGGCAGGAAAAGUGGGAAGCGGAGCGAAACCAGAUGAGAAAACGAGAGGAAAUUGAGCAAAGAGGUAAAGAAAGAACACUGGCAGAAGCAAGAGAAGAAUUGCUGCGUAUCCGGGAAGAGCAUCUUGCAGAAAAGGUGAGAACAAGUUGAACAGGAACGUACCAGUGUAUAAUUGUAUAGUCAUAAGGUGUACAAUGCAAUACUAUCUCACCCUAAUAUAACGUUAUAGCACACCUGUUUCAAACAAACCGAUAACCAGUUUACGGCGACUGCUUACGAAUGUCAAUGAUAAAGACAGACCGGAAGACAGACAGAGGGCAGUGUGCAAGAGCAAAUGCUGAGACUGCCAGGCCACUAACAAUUUUGAGACCGAUAGAAACCUUAGCAGGCCACUGGCUGAACCUACACGAGCGACAAGUAAUGUUGAUGUCAUCAAUCACUUUGCUGAACACCAUGUAUAGACAAACCACCACAUCGACGGAGACUUAGCGAAAUGCAUUGCCUUUUCUAAAGGCUACCACCCUGCGGCUUACUUUAGAAAGCUGGUUUACUAACUUAGAACAAACGCUCCUGAAUCGAAUUCGGCACUUAGCCCCCGGGGGGGUACUUUAGGAAUUUCUGGGUGGGGAUGUGCCGCUGAGACCCUGGAACCCUUAACCUAUACCAGAGCUAGUUCAGCUAAAUUUUGCUACCCUAUACUAGAAUAAACUCUCCAAAUCCCCCCUAUCCUAGAGUAGCUGUUUCCCUAGUCUAGAUAAAAUCUUCAACCAACUGAAUAGUUUCCUGAAAAAUGAUACCCUAAUCUAGACCCAAAUGUUCUGAUUUAUAUACCCUAUCCUAGAGUAAACUGCCUGAAAACUAUGCCCCCCCUUGGAGUUAGCCGAACCGUGCAAACGACUUACAUUGUAUUCGUGUAUUGUUUUUUAUAGCAAUAUUUCGGCUGGCCAUACCAGCCUUCUUCAGGUUUACAGAUGUUACUGAACUUAUGUAGCAGUCGCAAUAUUAUGAUGAAAUGACGUACAUCAUUUCCGCCUCUCCCUUUUAUUGCGAAAUUCUCCAUCUAUAUAAUAUUCCGAUUGCUACAUAACUUCAGUAACAUCUGUAAACCUGAAGAAGGCUGGUAUGGCCAGCCGAAAUAUUGUUAUAAAAAACAAUACACGUUGUCUUAAAUCAGCUUUGCAGUAGUCUUUGGACUUCUCGUUCUUGGUUUUUAUAUUUUGGCUGAUUUAAUCUCUUUUCUAGAGAUCCAACGUUUACAACUAGCAGGAUCUUCGUCCACGGCUUUUGCAGUUAAUUUAAUCCUUUCCAUUGUAUUGACGGAAUCAAGCAAAACUGACAACAAUAAAGUGACUGAAAAACCCAACAAUUUGACUAACAAUAAAUAGAGUGUUCAGUAUCAAUUUGACAAAGGCGGAUCAAAACUCACCACUCACAUUUCGAGUCUUCAUCAUGCCAAUAACACUAUGGCUUAACUGACAGACGAUCAAUAACAAAGCGAAUUAAUUGACCAUUCAGGUCAAUACUGAGGGUUUUAUACCAUUGACGUGAUGCAACUCACUUUGACCUUGAAUAUGACUACCGCACAGGCUGUCGAAAUGUCAGUCACUUUUAAAAGCAGUCCUAUUCAGAACUACACUCACCCAGACGAUUACAUUCCACUUACUUAUGACAUGACUCCUGGGUUAAAACCAUUUACCGAGUUUGUUUUUAGCGGAGCUCCCGCGCGCGCUUCGCGCGCGCGCAGCGGAGCACCAUGGGUAAGAAAAUUUGGUAAACUAUCCAUCCCAGAAAAUUUGGUUAUGACGUAGCGUACGUCCGUCCGUACGGACUUUCCGGGUAGUGGAAAGUAGUCCGCAUGGCCUCUUGGGGUAGGGAAAGUACAGAUUUUUUUGGCGGGAAAUCGCAUGGCGCAACGUCGCGCAAUUAUAUCGCGCAACUGGUUUUGAAAAAAAGAAAGCAAGUAGAAAGAGUCAGAGCGAGAAGAAGGAGAGAAAAUUAUAGUGAAAAACGCCGGCAAGUAGAACGAGACAGAGCUAGAAUGAACAGACAAAGGCAACGCGAAAGAGAAAUACAAAGGCAAAGAGAACGGCAGCAAAAUAAUGACAUGAUGACAGAAAGUGUUGUGUUAAUGUCACUAUGGCCCCGCGCUAUUAACAUUUUGAUUUCAAACUGAUCUCGGACUCGAAAAUUCAGCCAGUCAUUUAAAAAUACAAGCAGGGAAGACAGAGGCUUUUCACUUUUCUCACCAUAGACACGCGUUGAUCACGCUCUACGACCGUCCAAUUUUUAUGCUCUGAUUGGUCAAAAUUUGACAGGUGAGUUCAUGCAGAAAAUUUAUACAGCAUCUUGAACCUUGUUUACUUUGAGUUUGACAGCUGAAGCUGACAGAGUAUUUUGUCAACUUGUGACGUUUUUCACUGUCUUUUUCCACUGGAUGCUUAAAAUGAAAUACAGCUGCUAUCAACAGUCUUCUUUGAUUCAUGGCUGGUUUGUUUAUUGAAUUUUUGGUCGGGAAAUGCGCCGGUUGCCAAAGUUGGAAAUCCGAUUUCGGAUGCAUCGCUUUCGUUUUUACCGUGCUGGAUGCGGGUUGAAAAGUCCCUCAAGCGAUUCUGGCCUUACUUUAUAGCUUUCAAGAGCUGCAUCUCGAAUGGUAAGCCUAAGUAAUUAUUGUAUACAGUGUAUGUUUGUUUUUUUAUAUCUAAUUUCAUGAAGUCGAGCGCAGUUUAUCAGGCUAAUUUAUGCACGUUUGUGUUAAGAUCUGAGACAAUGAUCUGAUCUAGUAUAUAUAAGCUUACAGAACUUUAAAAAGCCUUUAGUCGAUAUUUUCUCUCCGCAUAUAGAACGAAAAAACUUUCCGAAAAGUAUUUAGUUAUAAUUUUGGCUGUAGAAAGAAAGCUUUGAGCGGUUUUCUUGCCUCGAGUUCAUCUUUGAAAACAGUAAACACCAGGAAGCCGGCUAAAAGCUUUAAGCUUAAGCUUAAAGACUCAGUUUUUAGAGACGCUUUAAUACUUGUCUUCGUGAAUGAAAAUUGUUGUCUCUGUAAAUGUUUCACCGAAUUACAUUUCUUUUAUUGAUUGUUAGUAGUCUCUUACAAUUUUAGGGACUUUAAGAUAGGUCACUACGGUAGGCUGGGACGGUUGGAUGCGUAUACGGGCGGCCUGGGGCCAUGACGGUAAGAAGCCGCGAAAAUUUUCAAUUUAAGAUCGGACAACAAAACAGAGGACGGUGAAGUCAUGUGCGAAACUCGGUUGACAUUUCUUUCGCAGAAGGCUCAAUUACUGAAGAAGCGUUUCUUAUUUUAUACGAAGAAUACCAAUCAGAGGAAUAAGGGUACAAAUUAAAGCUAGCUAGUUUUCAAAACUGUAGUCGAUGUUUUUAUUUGAACUUUCCUUUCCUAAGCCAACACCUUUUGAGUUAUAAAGAAACCUUUUCUUGACAAAAAUACAGUUUUAAGUUAUAAAAAAGAUUGCUACAAUCAUCACUUUUAGGCCCAGUUGAAACGUCGAACUUCUCAUGUGCCGAAACUAAAGCACAAAUUACUAAAAUUUAUUUUCACUUGUUUAAAGCAUUCUAGACCAUUGAACAUCGUGAAAAUGAAUCGAGUUCGACUACACUUUAAGUUCGACGCCUGAAUCAACCUCGAACCAUUUGGGUCGACCUAAAUAGGUAUUAAAUUCGGUACAUGAAAAGAUUAACGUUUGAACUGGGCCUUACCUUUCUUUUCGGCAAUUUUCCUCUGCCAUGGUGGACGACACUAGGUAGAAAACAAGCAGUCGCCAUGCGGCCGCGAGCUAAGUUAUGAAUGAACUCAGACAUUUUCGCUUUUUUUUUCAUUUCACCGAUAGGUAAAUCAAUGUAAACACAAGCUAACGCAUAUUUAACCCAUUGCCUACUCAGUUUUAAAAGAAAAGUGACAUUAAGUAUGCAUGAACUCUUAUCGGUUUCACCGUUGUCUUCACGACGAGAAACCCGGCGAAAACAUACCGUCCCAGAAGGACGACGGUAAAAGGUCACGCGUGUUUUGCGUGACGUGACAUCUAUCUAACCGUCCCAGGCGACCGUAGUCACCUAUCUUAAAGUCCCUUUUAAUCGCUUUGCAGUUUGUUUUCAGUCGUUCAUAAACAACGCUUGCAGGAGUACUCAAAAUGCUGCUCGUAUCAAACGCUUUUUAAGAUUGCGCAUCGUUAUAAAACCAUUUAAUAAAAAAAUUAACACAAUAAAUUCUUUAUUAUGUUGAAGCGUAACUCGUUUAAUGUUCACUGAAAAUUUGGCGCUUGUCAAAAGUGAGAACCGGCUGGCCGUAUAAAUGAUUUUGGAAAUUUUUUGAACCGUUUUGCUAAAAGCCCACGAGUGCUUCGUACGGUUCUGAAUAUUGAAUGAGUGCAAUUUGUCUUGAAAAAUUGUGAAAUACUGCAUUUUGUCUGAGGUCUAUAUGAUAAAAACAACGCCUCAUAUCACUGUUUCAGAUGUGAUGUAUAAAAAGUAUGAAAUGUUGGUUUACACGCUCCCAGAGUUGUUGGCAAGUUUUUGUUAAGUAAACUUGUCGAAAGCAAAAAAUUCGGCCUGAUUUGUUUUCCAAAAAUUCGUUUUCCAGGCCUAAUCUACUGUGAUCAAGAGCCAUUAUGACUCUAAAAUGUGAUCGAAGAUGAUUGCUAUUUUUUGGGUGUAUAUAUACGGCUAUCAAUUCGAUGUAAGAUUUUUUUUUCACUCUAAAAUCACUUAGCCUUAGCUUUCCCUUAAAGUUAACUGAUUUGUGGAUUACAAGUUUAUUGUUUGAUUUAUAUUAUAAAUUUAUCAAUGGGAGCUUCGCUUUUAGCCCUGGCUAAAUCUAUAUAUUAGAAUCUGUAAGCUAAGCUAGCUUUGGUAGUGGACCUAGGCUGUUGUAGAAGAAGAAGCAUUAAUUUGUUUUCGGAAUCAUGUUGACUUCGUGACACUUUUUUAGAGAUUGCUGGCAAGAGGACAGAGUAUAGGUCUUUUAUUGCUAAAACCGGUGGUGAUGUAAGCGCGUGAUGAAGAAAGGGGGGAUUUUUGUUCGAGACUCCUAAGUUGAAGGUGCUUAAGUUGUAGAUUUUGUCUGAUUUCUUUACUACUAGUCUCUAUUACAUACAUCUCUCACGAAAGCAGACCUCAGCCGUUUCUAAGAAUGCAAAUAAACCGGCCACUAUCCUGUGUAGGGCGACAUUAUGUUUCUCGUAGACCCUCAUUGGUACUCUUUUAGGGUCAAGUAGGCUUCACAUGCAUCAUGCUAAUAACAUCUUCUCGGGCGGUGGAACUGAUAUUUAUGAAGGGUGGAUGCCUACAUUUAAGAAAUGUUAUAAAUGAUAAUACUCAUUAGCAUGUCAUUACUGCGAUGAAUAUCAUUAUAUUUCUUUUAACUUAUGGCUGUGUAUACUUCAGGCAAACCGAGAGAACGUUUGUUUUCAAAUGCACCCGAAGCGUCUCAACUGGUUUUCUCUUUCGUAACCUCCAAGUGGAGGGCUAGUUUUCUCAAUUAUUUAUAAGACACAGGUACACUAAUUGUUUGCUCCUGUUUACAGGAUCCUAGUCUUUGGGGAGGUUACUGUCCAAAAAAUGGUAAACUCAUCUUUACUCAAGAUUGGAUGAAACGAGCUGAUGCUUAUGAAAAAGGAAUUGAGAAGAUCAUGCAGGACCCGCAUCACAACAUCUGUAGGAUAACUUACUGGCUAUUUCAAGGUUAUUCAUUAGAAUGCUGGAGAGUCUCAGAUGAUGAUCCCAUCGUUUUUGAAAAAAGAUUUGGAAAGUAUCGUUUGUUCUUCAGUGAGUUGCUUUUUAAAUGGAAGGACUUGGUUCCUAGACGAGGGUAAGAAGAAAUACACACUGAGGCCUACAUUAAGACCUUUAGUCUCUGUUAAUAGUGGUUCGGGUGGCUAAGUGAAUUAGGGAGACGUUAAGCGAUUUCACAGUAUUUCGUCAAACUCCAUAAUCAGCAAUAAAAGCAUGCGCUGUAACAAUGACAGAGACAUGCCAAGGGGCAAGCAAGGCUGCUGAAAAAAAAAAAUUGCCCAAGGCUAAGAUGUUAAAUACCCAAUAUCUAAAAUUGUAUAUCCCUAAACAAUAAAGUAAUCUACAGGCCGCGUGAUAAGGAUUCUUUUAGGGUAUCUAAGGCAUUAAUAAGGCUACAACCAUGGCAAGAAAAACAACUGCCAUUUUUUGUUUAAUAAAUAAUUAAACUGUUAGUACAUGUAACAUCCGUAGCGGGUGAAUGUAAUUUAACUGUUUUAAAAGUUUCACAAAUUGCGCACAGAUGUUAUUAGUGAACAUUUAGCAUGCUAAACCUGCCUCAAAAAAUUACAGCCCCAUGGAUUUACUUAUGUUUGGUUAGACAAGACUGUAUAUAAGAAAGCUUUUUUUUUACUUUAUUUUAUUUCACAGUAUCUUUCGAUAGUUUAUCUCCUCAAAAGUAUCAAAUCCAUUUCCAAAAGAUGAGUAAAAGGCUAUUUGAAUAUUGCUUUGUUAUAAUAAUCAACUUCCUUUGGGGGCACUAAAACCUGCGAUCUGGUUAUCAGGGUUCUCCCGCCUUUUCUUCAACUCAAGCAUUUAUUUACGUGUCUUGGGCGAACUUUCCCAUGGCAUGUAUUCACGUAGUACUACACAUUGUGAUGAAACAGGUUUUGGUAGCUAUCUUGGCUAUCUAUAGAGGGCUACGUCGCUUUCUUAAACUGCAACAACUACAAAAUAAUGACGUGUUUCAAAGGAGCAGGAAUAAUCAGCGAGUUGCCUUUUCAAGAGGCGAUCGACCACAACCUACAAAGGCGUUAUGCUAAAAGGGACUGUGCUAAAAGCCGUGGCUACUUGAAAGUGUAAUGUUGACGUACUAGGCGAAAUGAUCAACAUUUUUUCGCCUUUUAAUUACAUAGCUGUUAGUUAAUCCGAUAUUGCCAGCAAAGCUAUUAUAUCCUUUAGUUUUUACGAACUGUCCAAUUAAGGAUUAAUUUGGAUAGUUUCAGAUAGGGCUUUCCUUUACAAAUAGGCAAACUGUCCAAUUUUAAAAAAAAUAGGACAGCCGGUCUGAGCCAAUCAUAUGACAGAAAAUACAAUAGGCAAUGAAAACUAGCCAAUCAGCGCAAAGUCCCUUUGACAACUCGCCAAAAAAAAAGUCUCGUUGGCUGACGGCGAUUCGUCGGCGAACACUCUUGCCUUCUUGUUGCUGUGAAGGUCGUUUUGUUUUCCUGCUGUUUUGUUUUGGCUUCUUGUCUGGGCCAUUUAAAAGGAAAAUGUAUGACCAAAGUGAUGAAAGUUUGUAUCGGAAACAAUCAACGCAUAAAUUCUUGAAAAUGCGCAAGCACUGAAUCUUUGGACAAUAAUAAGAAAACACUGAUACUUGUGUUUAGACAACAGUGUUGGCAUAACAGAAACAAACGAACAAAGUCUGCGGAGCCGUUUAAGGCAAUGAAUGAAAUGUUUAUUUUCAACAGUUUUUGUAUUUAAAUUAAGUAUUUGCGUGGUUGCUUUGCCUUCUUUGUACUCGAAAUUGCGGUUUUCACCUGUAGCACCGUAUCAUUCAGAUCAUUGCAGGAGCUUUCAAAAUUUUAAUUGGCAACAAAAUGCCAAAGUACGAAAGAGCAAUACUAGUUCUACGUUUGUUUAUUAUUGUAAAGAAUAAGUUGAAUGACACCAUAAGAAUAAACCUUUUUUAGAUCUUGUACUGUGUUUCUGUUUCAACCACAAACGGUUCGAGUGUACAAUAUUUCGCGUCUGUGUUACCCUAAAAAUCUGGAUUAACUAACCAGCUAUAUAAUUAAUAAGUAAGAGGAAUACAUGCUUGUCCAAUUUGGAAAUAAUUGAAUUUCAAAAAAUUCCUCUGACAGACAAAUUUUGGCUGUCCUCGGAAUUUUUUCCAUCCAAUUAUUUCCAAAUUGGACAGCAUGUAGUCCUAUUACAUAUACUAAUUCAUCACUCAUGAUAUUAAUAGGUAAUCAAAUGGUAUACUCGUGAAAUUAGGGAAUAAUUUCACUUGCGGAUUUGGACAAAACGCGCGUGAAAUUAUUCCUUAAUUUCACUCGUCACCAUUUGAUUACACAUACAAAUACGUAAGUACAAAAAAGUUAAGUCCGUGAAAUUGCUGUAUAGCCGUCGUUUGUGUUAAGAAUAUCAUUGUGUACGAACGCAAUUAUUUAGAAUAAAGGC
Messenger RNA from Porites lobata, 9624 nucleotides. Lineage: Eukaryota; Metazoa; Cnidaria; Anthozoa; Scleractinia; Poritidae. The record is from the annotation of a GenBank genome assembly.